CGUGUCGAUAUUUUUCUUCCGCAGCCAUAUUUAAUCGAAUCUUUGUGAUUCGUGUCCUUAUUUUAUUCGUGUGAUACUGUAUAUAAGAGCUUUGAAUAUUGUUGAGUUUGUCAAGUGACAACGAGCCACGUCAAAGUAGAUAUCAUUUAAAAAAUGAUGGAAAUUGACUUUAUGACGAGAUAUGUUUCGCCUAUAAAUCCAGCUGUUUUUUCGCUGCUUGGAAUAGUAUUGCUUGGAAUUGGAGUAUUCUUCACAGCAUGGUUCUUCGUAUAUGAAGUUACCAGUACCAAAUUUACAAGAGAUAUAUUCAAAGAGUUACUAAUAUCUUUAGUAGCAGCUGUAUUUUCUGGAUUUGGUGUAUUAUUUUUACUCUUAUGCGUGGGCAUAUAUAUAUAAAUAUAGUUUGAUCAAUGACAAAAAAAAAUACGUAACAUUCGUUGCAAUGACAAAAUAUAUUUAUAAGAUGAAAGAGCAGGAAAACUUAUCACAUAAAAUCUAUUAUUAUUAAUACGUUAAAUUAAAUAAAACCAUGCUUGAGUAUCUUUUUUAUAUUACGUAUGUGUUCUUUUAUUCUAUAUUACUUAGCAUGAUAUUUGGUAUAGUAUAGCAUAAAUCAUUUAUAUAAUAGCUUGGGUGCAUUAUUCUUAUGUUGAUAUAUCGAUGAUUGCACUAACGAUACAAGAAAAUUUGUAAAAAUGUAUUUUGUUCGAAGGAAUAUUAUACAUAUCGAUAAACUAUCAUAGACUUUACAACAUAACCGAUCUGCUUACUGCAACCGAUGCAUACAAUGCACUUUUCAUUUGUUUGCACAAUAUGAAAAUUAUAUACUUUGUUACAAAUACGUUAUAAUAAAAGAGUUUAAUGUAUGA
Molecule: messenger RNA, 869 nt
Organism: Vespula pensylvanica (western yellowjacket)
Lineage: Eukaryota; Metazoa; Arthropoda; Insecta; Hymenoptera; Vespidae
Gene: kud
Product: transmembrane protein 258
Exons: 3
Coding region: 154-396 (80 amino acids)
Biological process (GO): protein N-linked glycosylation
Cellular component (GO): membrane-bounded organelle
Source: RefSeq, a predicted model, not a curated record